Peromyscus maniculatus bairdii (prairie deer mouse) is the source of this 1015-nucleotide messenger RNA. NCBI's taxonomy places the organism in Eukaryota, Metazoa, Chordata, Mammalia, Rodentia, Cricetidae. The record is from RefSeq and is a predicted model, not a curated record.
AAAAAAAAAAAAAAAAAAGAACUUGACUUUCGGGCGCUCUGGUCUGGAACAUGGCGGCGCGGUCGUUGUGGGCGGUUCAGCGGCUGCAGCGCCUCCUGGCCUCCAGGAUCGUGUCGCAGAGCUGGGGAUGGCUCCACCCAUUCAGCACUGCCACCCCAAGAAAGGCUGGGGAAGACUGCAGUUCUGAGGACCCUCCUGAUGUACUCAGUCCCUCCCUUGCUGAACAGGCCUUAAGGCUAAAAGCUGUUAAACUGGAAAAAGAAGUCCAAGAUUUAACACAAAGAUACCAGAGAGCUGUCGCUGAUUCUGAAAACAAAAGGAGACGAACCCAGAGAUGUGUGGAAGACGCCAAGAUAUUUGGAAUCCAAAGCUUCUGUGAGGACUUGGUGGAGGUGGCAGACAUUUUGGAGAAGACUGCUGAGUGCUUUUCAGAAGGAGCCAAACCCGAGGACCACAAGCUCACUCUGGAAAAAGUCUUUCAAGGACUGUCUCUUUUAGAAGCAUAGCUGAAAAGUGUGUUUGCCAAGCAUGGCCUAGAGAAAAUGACGCCCAUUGGUGACAAAUACGACCCUCAUGAGCAUGAACUCAUCUGUCACAUGCCAGCAGGUGUUGGGGUACAGCCUGGCACUGUGGCAUUAGUACGACAAGAUGGCUACAAACUUCAUGGCCGCACCAUUAGACUUGCCCAAGUGGAAGUGGCCGUGGAGUCUCAGAGAAGGCUAUGAACGAGCCACCAGGAACUAAAACUCUCCCAGGGUCCUGGCCCCUCCGUCCCCUUAUUUAUUAAGCUGAAAUUUUCCCGACUACCGGGGUGGCAAAACAAAACAAGAAGACAUGAAUGUUGUAAAGGGACUCAUGAUGAGGAAGGAGGUGACAGGAAUGGGAGGAAGAGAUAAGUUCCUACCACCAGUCAUCUGUCAUGUUGAAGAUUCAAAGAUGAACAUCACACUUGUGCUAACACCAAAGAAUUGGACUGGCCACUUAAUAAAAAACAUUACUGUUUCUUUUUCUCUGA